AUACGGAGUGAAAGGGCUAAGAAAGUGACGAGGGCUCGAUGUAGGGGGGUUUUCAAGAAGGCUCGAGAAUUGUUUUCUAAUUUUUUUUAAAGAGUGGCACACCAAAGAUUUCCAGAAGACACAGCCAAAAUGCUCUGCCACGUUACUCGUCCGGAUUCGGUGGUGAUGGAAGUGGAAGUUGAUGCGAAGGCGAACGGUGAAGACUGUCUGAAUAAGGUUUGCCGGAAGUUGGGCAUAAUUGAAGCGGACUACUUUGGGCUGCAGUUCACAGGCAGCAAAGGAGAGAACCUGUGGCUGAAUCUGAGGAAUCGAAUCUGCCAGCAGAUGGAUAGUGUGACGCCGUGUCGACUGAGGCUGCGGGUCAAGUUCUUUGUGGAGCCCCAUCUCAUUCUGCAGGAACAGACACGACACCUCUUCUUCAUGCACGUGAAGGAGGACCUCCAUAACGGUCACCUCCGUAUGGGCUCAGAACAAGCAGAGGAGCUGAGCGCACUCCUGGCACAGGCCGAGUUUGGCGACUACAACCAAAACACAGCCCAGUACUGGUACUCAGAGCUGUGUGGAGAGGAGCCCAGCACAGCCACUAUUGACAGUAUUGUAUCCAGACAUAAAGCUCUAGAAGGUUUGAGCCAGGGCUCAGUGGAGUAUCAGGCCCUGCAGCUGGUCUCCUCUCUGGAGCACUACGGCGUGGAGUGGCACUGGGCCCGCGAUGCAAAUGGGCAACGGAUGGCUAUAGGAGUCGGCCCAGAGGGCAUUGCCAUUUGCAAAGAGGACUUCAGCUUAGUCAACAGAAUAAGCUAUCCCGUCAUUCAGAUUGCCACCCAGUCGGGGAAAAGUGUGUAUCUGACAGUUACCAAGGACACGAACGACAGUGUGGUGCUUCUGUUCAAGCUGAUAAGUAACCGAGCAGCCAGCGGUCUGUACCGGGCCAUCACAGAGACCCACGCCUUCUACAGGUGUGACACAGUUACAAAUGCAGUGAUGAUGCAGUACAGUCGAGACUUCAAGGGCCACCUUGCUUCACUCUUCCUCAACGAAAAUAUCAACCUGGGCAAGAAAUAUGUUUUUGACAUCCGGCGCACUUCCAAGGAAGUGUAUGACCACGCCCGUCGCGCACUCUACAACUCUGGUGUCGUGGACCUGGUGUCCCGCUCCGGCAGCGGGGAACGCUCCUCUCCCUCGCGCUCCCCAAGCAGGGACAACCAACAGGACGAGGGGCUGGACUGCGGCAGCUGCCAGCAGAGCCGAGCUCUGCAGGAGAGGCUGCAGAAGCUCAGAGAGGCUCUGUUGUGCAUGCUGUGCUGCGAGGAGGAGAUAGAUGCUGCGUUCUGCCCCUGCGGCCAUAUGGUGUGUUGCCAGACCUGCGCAAAUCAGCUUCAGUUGUGUCCUGUGUGUCGAUCAGAGGUGGAGCACGUGCAGCACGUCUACCUGCCCACCUGCACCAGCCUGCUGAACCUGACGCUGACCGACAACCACAAACACCACAGCAACAUCCCAGCACCCAUCCACAGAGACACGGCCUCUCCUCACACCUGCUCCACCACCGAGUAUGAACAUAAGAUCUACCACACAUAAAGGCAACUCCCACUAAAGCCACCAAACUCCAUUACAAACACUUUGAAGCUGUACCAGCCGGAUCAUGGUUUCAUAAAGAAGGAACAUUUCUCGUCCCUCUGUGUUUCCUGCCCGGAGCUACCAAACGCAUAGGAACUCUGAGCAUAAUCAAAGAUCAACACACUCAAACCACUCCCUCAACUAGUGUGUGUGUGUGUGUGUGUGUGUGUGUGUGUGUGUGUGUGAUUGUUAUUUCUUUGUGUAGUUGCUUCUGAAUAUUUUUUAUUUUUUUUUGUGUGCAUCAUUCUGUCCAAAUCUUGUUUGUUUUAAACAUCAUUAUCCCCUGCCACAACAUGGUUUUAGAUUAGGCUCUUAUUGUCCUUGUUCAUUAAAUUAUUGCAUCAGUUGACCUGAUACAGAAUAGAAACAUUGUUUUAUUUUUGAAUUAUGCUUUUUUUAUUUGUUGUUUUGCUCGUUUUUCUUUGGUCCAUAUCAGGCUCCAAGCCUCACAACCCGAACCAUAUGAUGAACUGUGUUUUACAAUAGCUAAACACUGUGUGUAAUGGUUGAGUCUUUUUUUUCUUUUUUUUCUUCUUUUUUUCAUUUACAAAGCAUCCUGACAUUUUAAAACUUAUGUUUGAUUUGAGCUGAAUUUUUAUGGUGUAACAGAGUGAAAUGCAUUUUUAUAUAUUUUAUUUUAUUGUUUGUUUUUCAUGUUCCAUGUUUUUCAUGCCAAUGAGGAUGUGUUUAGAGGCUAAGCAGCACUGCUCUGGGUGUAGCACUGCAUUAUUAGACAUAACAGCUCUCUUCUUGUAAUCACGGGGUCGAGUGGGGGUCUUGAAGGUUUUCUUUAGCCCACCAGAACUGUAUCUUACUGACACUCCCUCAACCUCUCACACUUCGAAACGGGUCUUGAUGAUUAACUGCCACUUUGUCCAAAACAACAAGCCUUAAUAGGCUGCUGCACCUUUUUACAUAUGUGUCUCCAUGCCAACAGAAAGGUAGAAAUUAAGAGCACUAAAAGCCUUUUCUUAGUAGACACAGAACUGCAGUUAUUUAUGGAAAAAGAAAUAGGAAUUUGUCCAGAAGCAGCUGCUUCCUCUGAAAACCUCAGCUAUAAAUUUCUUCUCUGGGUGUACUAGUGACUUCCUUUUGAUAUUUUAAAGGGUACUAGGAGAUCUGCCUGUGCAAUACUUGCUUGCUUUUUGAAAAGCUUCUCACUUUCAAGUUUUAUUUAAUUUCAAAGACUAUUGAGAAAGAGAGAGAGGGAAAAAAAGAAAAUUACAUUGUCACUUUAUCAAGGAAGUUUUCCAUGUGUCUGUAGGGGGUUUGGCCUUAAUGUAGCAGCAACACUGUUUAUUAUAAACUUUCCACAGACUUUUUUUUUCUUUUUCUGGCAAGAAAAGGAAAACUUUAUUUCUUUUAAUGCUGACUCGAUUAAGCUCAGUCACUGCAGGGGAAGGACUUUUUUUUAUUUUUUUUUUUGUUUUUCAUGUUGUACCAGUAGCGAUUUGUUUCUGUUUUCUGAAGCAAAAGCCACUAUGCUCUGUAAAAUAACUCUUAGAAUUAAAUCUUUUUUUUUUAUAUAUAUUCUGCUUUUAACAAA
This is a messenger RNA of Seriola dumerili (greater amberjack), 3160 nucleotides long. RefSeq names its product myosin regulatory light chain interacting protein (gene mylipa). The transcript is spliced from 7 exons. Gene Ontology annotation, molecular function: ubiquitin-protein transferase activity. The record is from RefSeq and is a predicted model, not a curated record. NCBI's taxonomy places the organism in Eukaryota, Metazoa, Chordata, Actinopteri, Carangiformes, Carangidae. Bases 130 to 1575 code for a protein of 481 amino acids. Gene Ontology annotation, biological process: ubiquitin-dependent protein catabolic process. Gene Ontology annotation, cellular component: cytoskeleton.